AUGGCCUAUCCAGAUACCUACCAGGCUGUCCGGCGAACCCAUGGCAGUCUACCUCUCAGCGUCGAGACUGUGACGGAGACACUCCCAAACGAGCUUGGAUCUGACGAUGUGCUGAUUAAGAUUCACGCUGUUUCCUUGAACUUCCGCGAUGUUGGAAUGCUACAUGACCGCUAUCCUAUGGAGUCUCUUGAGAGAGGCAUUGUUGCGUCCGACUGCGCCGCCGAAGUCGUUGCGAUUGGACAGGGGGUCCAAGACUUUCGAUUGGGAGACCAUGUUGUGCCGCUUUUCGACAUCAACGAUAUCGACGAGAACGUUGAUGACAGUUUAGCGGCUCUGGGAGGAAACGUAGAUGGUGUUCUUCGCGAAUACGCCAUCUUCGAGGCGAAGCACCUGGUCCGCUUGCCUGAGUAUCUAUCAUGGGAAGAGGCUUCUACACUGGCUUGUGCUGGUGUGACCGCUUGGAACGCACUGAAUCUUCCUAGUGAUGCAUCUGGAAGGAACCUAAGUGCUCUGUUGUCAGGCACUGGAGGCGUCAGCAUGUUCGCAGUUCUUUUGUGUAUUGCCGCUGGAGUCCAACCCAUCAUUACCUCGUCCUCCGAUGAAAAGCUGGAAGCUGUCAAGAAGCUUCACCCUUCCAUCAAGGGUAUCAACUACAAGACUACCCCUGAUAUCGCCGCAGAGGCUCGAAGAAUCACCAACGGGAGAGGAGUCGACAUCGUAAUUAAUAACGUCGGUCCUGCCUCCGUGAUGCAAGACUUGGACGCGCUUCGCCAGAAGAAUGGGCACGUCUCGCUUGUGGGUUUCUUGGAUGGCUAUGCCGCCACGUGGGACCAGAGCGCUCUUUUGGGUUUCAUGAGCAAGAGAGCCAGUCUGAGGGGUAUCAAAGUCGGAUCUAAGAAUGCCUACAUUCGGCUUUUCGAAUUUCUCGAGCAACACAAGAUUACACUCACACCCAUCAUCGACAGAGUUUUCCCUUUCAACGAGUCCCGAGCUGCUUGCGAUUACUUGUACUCCGGCAAACAUGUGGGAAAGGUCGUGAUCAAGAUCUGA
This is a messenger RNA of Colletotrichum karsti, 1050 nucleotides long. RefSeq names its product putative alcohol dehydrogenase. Lineage: Eukaryota; Fungi; Ascomycota; Sordariomycetes; Glomerellales; Glomerellaceae. Bases 1 to 1050 code for a protein of 349 amino acids. The record is from RefSeq and is a predicted model, not a curated record. Gene Ontology annotation, molecular function: oxidoreductase activity. The transcript is spliced from 4 exons.